AUGACCGUACACAACCACGUUCUGGCUAGUUCUGCCACGUUCUUCAUGUCUCAUCGCGGUUUAACGUUACCAGUAGGUGGCGUAGAUAUGACGAAAACUGAGAACAAAAUGGACGAAUACGACAAAAAGUUUGUAAAGUUGCAAAAGUACAUUCCACUCCUGGAAGUAAUUAUCGUGAGGCUGCUCAAUAUACAUGCUAAGGACAAAUACAAUUCAAGUGAAGUUCAACUAAAGAAAGUGCUACAUCUGCACGGAAUUCUGUCGAACAGCAAGCAAAAAUUGAAGAUUGAGACGCUGCAGAAAUACGAGGAUAUUUUACAAAAACUGCACAAUAAAGUAGAAACUGCAGUACUAUGA
Molecule: messenger RNA, 357 nt
Organism: Cyphomyrmex costatus
Lineage: Eukaryota; Metazoa; Arthropoda; Insecta; Hymenoptera; Formicidae
Exons: 3
Coding region: 1-357 (118 amino acids)
Source: RefSeq, a predicted model, not a curated record